Molecule: messenger RNA, 1435 nt
Organism: Malus domestica (apple)
Lineage: Eukaryota; Viridiplantae; Streptophyta; Magnoliopsida; Rosales; Rosaceae
Product: putative F-box protein At1g47790
Molecular function (GO): protein binding
Source: RefSeq, a predicted model, not a curated record
GAGCCGCAAACCCAUAUCUUUGAUAUAAUUCCUUCAAGGACAUUCCAAAUUUCCCAUAGAUUAUAAUGCAAACCUCGUCAUAUUUGAAUUCAGCUUUGAAUCUCUCUUGCUCGUGCUCUCCUAGUGUCCUUAGAAUAAUAUACUGAGACAAUGAUGCGUUACUACCAACGAAGACAAAGGCCGACACAAGUUUCGUCAGAGCUUCCCUUUGAAAUUAUCGUUGAGAUUUUGAGUUGGCUUCCUGUGCUGUCUUUGCUGAGAUUCAAGUGCGUGUGCAAGCAAUGGUUUUUGUUGCUUCAAGACUACAAGUUCAUUGCAAAACACAGAGAUCGGACCUGUUACACCCUCCCACCUUCUUAUCAUUGCGAACGGGAUAAAAAAUUGUUUGCGACUGUUUGCGAUGAAAAUUUCGUGCUUAAAUGUUGUUGUUCUGGCUUGUCUUUGGAGAAGAGUACAACAUCUCAAGUUUGCCGUAUUAGAAAUCCUGCAACCCGCAAAGUGCUUUACUUGCCUGAUGCACAAGUGUGUGACACAGAAUUUAUGGACCUCGGUUUCAAUUCACUAACUGGUGAGUGUAAAGUGUCAUGUGUUUAUUUCAAUAGGGCACAGAAAGAGGUAGGUGUUGAAGUGAUAACAGUUGGAAAGGACGAAACAUGGAGACCUUUGCACAAGCAAAACCAGAAUUGGCUGCGACGAGGCAAAGCGGUGCUGACUCAAUCUUGUUGUGGGGAAGAUAAGGUUGAAUGGGCUCUUCAUUUACCCGAAAUUAUAACCGAGGGGCAUGAUAUGUGCUUACAAAUUCAUUCUCUUGAUCUGUGGAGUGAAUGUCUCACCACUUCUACUCUGCCUGAAGGAGUUUUCGUAGAUUUGGAGAAUCUCCAGACGUUUCUUUGGGAUAACCGUCCAGCCGUUGCUGAUAUAGUAGGGGGAGACCUUCACAUCUUGGUGUUGGUAGACUUCAAGGAACACAAAUGGAGUCAAAACAAGAUCAUCGUUCCCUUGAAAAAUUUAAAGGUCGACGACACAAUUUUGACAGAUGAAAUUGUUAUUAAACGAGCUUGUUCAAAUACACUAAAGUUUCAAAAUGGAGCACAACUUAUUUCCUAUGACAUGGAAAAGAAGACUGUUAUGGUUUUUGACAGUUUAGAACUCUUGAAGAAACGAAUAGCUCUACUUAAGUCAACCCUCAUCUCUCUCAAGGAAAUGAGAUCAGAGAUUAACGGAGUACAAGACUAGUCGGAUUAUAAUUUCACUGCGCAUGGGCUCCUUGUUUUGCCAAAUUUCAUUUUUUCUGUUCAUCUUUUUAUACUGUUUUUGUUACAGUAAGUUUGAACUUUUUUAGUCACCAGUUGUAACAUAUAUAGCACUUAAUGCUAAGAUUUCACUACAUGUUUUGCUGAGUUUUGUGGAAACAUAGCUAGAGGCCCUUAAAUUU